UUUCUCCCCCAGCUGUGUCUCGUUCCCUUGUUUAGUGUGUAUAUAUCCCUGUCUGUCCCAGUGUGCCUUGUCGGAUCGUCAUUCAUGUUUCACCCAUGGGUCCUUGUGCUUCCCCAUGCUAAGUUGUGUCUUGCCUGAUUCUCGUUACCAUUGUCUCUGACCCAAAACUCUGUAUAAAAAGAAGAGUCAGUGCUGUGUGCUGGCAGUUUGUGAAAGGAACUGCUUGGUAAGAGGUAACAGAGUGAAAAUGGUGGAUUAUACAGUGACUGUAACCACCGGCAAUAUCACCAAUGCCGCAACACUUAACAACAUCUCCAUUAAGCUGGUGGGCACAGAUGGAGAGAGUGAACGCACGUGGCUUUUUGGCUUCAGCGGACCAAUAGCCUUCAUCGCUGGACAAGUGUCCAGUUUUACCGUGUCCUGCCCUCUCUCCAUUGGAAAGCUGAUUCUGAUAGAACUAGACAAAAAGCCUCUCCUACUGUUCCCUGAAGAUAAUUGGUUCCCUGCAAAGGUAGAAGUGAAAUCCCCCGAGGGACACACCUACAACUUUCCCAUCUACCGCUGGAACACAGACAGUGAGGUGCAUCGCUUCAGAGAAGGAACAGCUCUGAGAGUCUUUGAAGACAAACAUCAUCUUGGCAGGUACAGUCGGGAGCAGGAGCUGAAUCAGCGAGAGGAAGACUAUCGCUGGGAUGUGUAUGUAGAGGGUUUACCCCACAUCAUGAAGGCAGAUGAUCCUCUUUCUCUGCCUUGUGAGGUCCGCUUGUCCUUCACCAAGACCACAGAGUUUGGAUUCACUGCACUCUCUGGGCUGGUUGAGUUGAACCUGAAGGGACUCGCUGAUUCGAAGGAGAACUGGACUAAUAUCGAGGACAUCGAUCGGGUGUUCUGUUGCAAGCGAACUCCCAUAUCUGAAUAUGUCGAGGAACAUUGGAAGGACGAUGAUUUCUUUGGCUACCAGUUUCUAAAUGGUGUUAACCCCAUGACGAUCCGAAAGUGUUCAGCUCUGCCCCAAAACUUUCCUGUCACUGAUGAAAUGCUCUUCAUCCGUGGUCAGUGUAGCUUGAAAGAGGAAAUGAAGAAAGGCAACAUAUUCCUGUGUGACUACAAGUAUCUGGAUGGACUGAAAGCAAACACCAUCAAUGGCAAGCAGCAGUACUUGACAGCUCCUCUUGUCCUGCUCCACAAAACACCUGACGACAAGAUGAUGCCAGUUGCUAUUCAGCUGAAGCAGACUCCAGCAGAAGACAAUCCCAUCUUCUUACCUACUGAUUCGGAGUACGACUGGUUGAUGGCCAAGAUCUUUGUGAGAAGUGCAGUGGUCAACGAGUAUCAACUCAAUGUUCACCUGCUGCGCACUCAUCUGCUGGCUGAAGCUUUUGCCGUGUCACUGCUGCGCAACGUGCCCAUGGUGCAUCCACUGUACAAGCUCCUCAUACCUCACACUCGCUACACUCUGCAGAUCAACUUCUUAGCUCGACUUCUUCUUAUAUCGGAGACUGGAGUUUUGACACAGUAUUCAGCUUCUGGUGGCGAGACUAUGUUCACGAUCCUGAAGAGAUCACUGUCCGCAUUGACCUACACCUCCCUCUGCAUACCAGAAGACAUUGCUGAGCGUGGGAUGGAGGAUGUGCCAAACUUCUACUACAGGGAUGAUGCACUCAAGCUUUGGGAUAUCAUCUUUAGGUUUGUGCAGGGAUUGCUCAAGUUCUACUACAAGAAUGACGACGAGGUCAAGCAAGACCCCGAACUGCAGAAGUGGAUUUCGGACAUUUUUGAACAUGGAUUCCUUUCCCAAGAAAGCACAGGAAUUCCACAGAGAUUUUCCACUGUGGCUGAGUUGGUCAAGUUUGUCACCAUGGUGAUCUUCACUUGCUCAGGACAGCACUCAGCUGUGAACACUGGACAGUAUGACUACGGUGGCUGGAUGCCCAACUCUCCCAUGUCCCUGCAACUUCCUCCACCGACCACAAAGGGGAGUGCAAACGAGGCCACGAUGCUGCAGACGUUGCCCGACGUCAGCACAACAGUUCAGAUAAUGUCCCUCGUGUGGCUACUCAGCCGGCAGUCAUCUGACUUCAUCACUAUCGGUCAGUAUCCAGAGGAACAUUUCAGCGAGGAAACUCCCUGUGAGCUGAUAAAGGAUUUCCAAGGAGAGCUUGACGUGUUAAAAGCAGUCAUCAAAGCCAGAAACAGGAAGCUGGAGGUCCCAUACACAUAUUUGGAUCCAGCGGAAGUAGAAAAUAGUGUGGCCAUCUGAAUAUCAGAAGGUGUGAGCUCCUCAGCUGCUGGCCAAAUUAAGCUUCAUAUUAACAACAGUGAGAAAGGGAAGAACUGUUUGUUCUAUGUGAUACUAUAGUGGAAAGAAACUACUGCAUGUGAUCUGUGAUUUAUUCAGCCUGAUUGAGUUAACUAUGGUGGAAAUGUUUUAUAUCAUACUAUAUAUCCUACAAUAUAAAUAACAAAUGUAAAGCUGCUGCAUUGAAUUGUUUUUAUUAAGCAAUGUUGUUUCAUGAACAAAAUGUGAUAAUUAGAACGUUUCUUCCCGUACAAAUAUUUGAGGAACAGCUUGUUUGUUCUCUGACAGUUAAAUUACAGAAUAGUAUAUUUUUUGUGUGCAUACACAGUGCAUAUAGUAUCCAAUUAAUCUCUGAACAUCCCUCUUUAAACACAGUGCCAGAAAAGUUUGAUUUAGCAUAUUGUUUGUAAUCAUACAAAACUUUCUUUAUAUUAUACAAAGUUGGUCUCAUAGUGCAAAGUGUCUGAAUUUCUGCAUGCAAUACUUUUUUAAAUGGUAAUUUUUGAUCAAUACUGUCAUUAUUGUCUAUUGUAAACUGUGACCAAAUUCUCUCAUCAAAAAUCAUCUAUAUCCUACAACAUAAAUAUGAAGUUGCUGCAUUAAGGGUUUUUGUAUUUGAGAAAUGUUGUUUCAUGAACAAAAUGUGACAAUUGACACUUUUCUGCCCUUACAAAUAUUUGAGGAACAGCUUGUUUGUUCUCUGCCAGUUAAAUUACAGAAUAGUAUAUAUUUUAGUUUUUGGUGCAUAAAUAGUGCAUAUAAUAUAACAUGAAUCCCUUAACAUCCCUCCUUAAACAGUGCCAGAAAGGUUUGAUUUAGCAUAAUGAUUAUAAAGUUGGUCUUAAGUGUCAAUUUCUGCAUGUAAAACUUUCUUUAAAUGGUCAUUUUUGAUCACUACUGACAUUAUUGUCGAUUGAAAACUGUUACCAAAUUCUCUCAUCAAAAAUAAAGUUUUGACUAAUUCUACAUUA
Molecule: messenger RNA, 3270 nt
Organism: Cottoperca gobio
Lineage: Eukaryota; Metazoa; Chordata; Actinopteri; Perciformes; Bovichtidae
Product: arachidonate 12-lipoxygenase, 12R-type-like
Biological process (GO): lipid oxidation
Molecular function (GO): oxidoreductase activity, acting on single donors with incorporation of molecular oxygen, incorporation of two atoms of oxygen; protein binding; iron ion binding
Source: RefSeq, a predicted model, not a curated record